ACUUAAUUUCGAUUGAAUAUAUUUAAUACUUAAUUCUGAUUACAUGCAACUUGUUUCGUGAAAUUUAGGUCAUAUUUGAUAACAGAUUCAUCUUACUUGCUUUUCUUUUUAUAUUAGAAUAUCAGGCUGUGAUUUCAAGGUGUCGAGGAAGAUUUUAAGAUUUGAACAAAUAGAUGGCGUUACAGUGAUAUAAAUAUAUUAGAUAAAAGUUUUCGUGGAAUAGUUCUUCUGGUAGAAAGAAACCAUGCCGUAUUUUUUUGCUCAGUUUGCAUCAGUAAUAAAGGAUGCAGUAGACGGUCAAGAUGGUAAACUUGCCAAACGAUACACGAUAGAGACACUGGUGUUCAUAGCAGUAGCAUCGUUGCAGUAUUCAUAUCAACGCAUCGCUUUUCACUGUCCACAUAAGCACCAUCUUGAAUUUUCAUUAUUUGUAUUAUUCUCUCCAGCAACUCUGUUUUACUGCAUCGCAGUAUUGAUGGAAAAAGAAUUGAACGAACAAAUUACUGGCAUCUUUCGUGGUGGUUGUACACAUGGGUCAAGAAAGAGGAAGUUAAUAAGACACAAGUGGAAAUCACUAGCUUAUAGUAUCCUCGCUAAAUACUUUCGUUGUUCUGUUGCUGCAUUCACCUGGAUAGUGUUAACCUUGCUCAGGAAACAAAUUUUGAUCUGCGCAAUUAUUGGUCCGGAAGAAACUUCAGUCAAAAGUAAAUUGAACAUAACGUAUCAUAAACUUGUUGUGAAAACAGGUGCCCAAUCACAAAUUUAUGGAAUUACCUGUUUGGUUAUUCCUGUUUUGAUAGCUACAGUGUUUACCACGCUUCGUAAAUGCUUUAAAAAUCCUAUUGACAAACUACCUUGUCUGGAAACGUACACGACUUACGAAGCAAAACAAGCUCAACAAGAAUUUGUACAACUUAUGAAGAACGCAGCUGAAGAAAACGCUCAAAGAAAAGUAGAAAUGAUUAUGGAGGCUGUACGAAAUGAGAAAGGGUGCGGCGAGGAUGAUGACAUGACAUAUGGUGUCAUCAUGGAAACACGGAAACGGUUGAUGCAGGUCUAUCCUAUAUUGAAAGAUAAAUCUGAUCUUUUCAUCCAGAGAAAUAUUGAAAAAGCUUGGCAGGAAGAGAUUGAGGUUUUCAACAAUGUUGUACAGCAUGAAAAAGAAUGUAAAUCCAAGCCUUUAGACAACGAAUAUCCACUGAGCGUAAUAAAGCCAAAAACUGUGUGAACAGUUGUAAUUUAAGAAAUACUUUUUUCGCUUCUUUUUUUUCAUGAGUAUUUGUAUCUGUUAUUGUUUAUAAGGCAUCAUUAAUGUUCAUCAAAAACUUAUGUAAAGCUUCAGCGAUAAUUUGGUACUUAGCUCUUUUUGUUACGUAAUAAAGAAUCUUAUUUAUAGUUUGGAUA
This is a messenger RNA of Hydractinia symbiolongicarpus, 1404 nucleotides long. Its product is annotated as calcium homeostasis modulator protein 6-like. NCBI's taxonomy places the organism in Eukaryota, Metazoa, Cnidaria, Hydrozoa, Anthoathecata, Hydractiniidae. The record is from RefSeq and is a predicted model, not a curated record. Bases 245 to 1228 code for a protein of 327 amino acids. Gene Ontology annotation, molecular function: monoatomic cation channel activity. The transcript is spliced from 5 exons.